Molecule: messenger RNA, 5301 nt
Organism: Macrosteles quadrilineatus (aster leafhopper)
Lineage: Eukaryota; Metazoa; Arthropoda; Insecta; Hemiptera; Cicadellidae
Product: transcriptional adapter 2B-like
Exons: 13
Coding region: 3-1247 (414 amino acids)
Biological process (GO): regulation of transcription by RNA polymerase II; chromatin remodeling
Cellular component (GO): nucleus; SAGA-type complex
Molecular function (GO): chromatin binding; zinc ion binding; transcription coactivator activity
Source: RefSeq, a predicted model, not a curated record
AGAUGGCGUCAGAUGUAUUUACCAAACACUCAUGCACUUAUUGUCAAGAUGAAAUUAAAUCACUGCGCAUAAAGUGCACUGAGUGUCCAUCAUUUGAGCUCUGCUUGCAGUGCUUUUCUGCGGGAUGUGAAAUAGGUUGUCACAAAAAAGAUCACUCCUACGAAAUUGUUGAUUCAGUAGGUUGUGAUAUUUUUGGUGACCGAUCAGGAUGGACAGCCCGUGAAGAACUAUUAUUAUUGAAUGCCAUUGAACAUUAUAGUUACGGCAAUUGGAAAGAUAUUAGCCAACACAUUGGAACUAGAACUCCAGAGGAAGCACGAGAUGAAUACAUCGGACGUUUUCUUGGAGGUGAGAUUGGCCGAUACACAUGGGUCCCAGGACUCAGGAGCAAAUGUAAGCUGACAGACUUGACAACGGGGCUGGAUGACGACCCUCAGGCAGUUCAGGCUCUGCCCCCCACCAAGCAGCCUGUGGUAGACGUGCGGCUAGAGGAUGCUCAACAACUUGAUUACAUGCCUCUCAGAGAUGAGUUUGAAGUGGAAUACGAUAACGAAGCAGAAAUUUUAGUUUCUCAUCUGACCCAUAAUGCAGACGAUGACGAACUGGAUACGGCUCUGAAGCUGACCCAGGUGGAGAUGUACACCCACAGACUAAGAGAGAGGGCUCGCAGACAUAGGGUUGUGAGGGACAACCAACUCAUAGCUCAGUUCUUCAGUAACAAGGACAAGCCUAAGAAGAAGAUCUCACGAGAAGAGAAAGAGUUGGGAGAGAAGCUACGACCGCUGUGUAAGGAGCAAGAGCAGUUUAUCAUGGUAGGAGUGUUGAAGCAGCGAAGGCUGUCUCGUAGAUUAUUGGAGCUCAUGAGGUAUCGACGCAACGGACUGGUCAGGCUGGAGGAGAUCCUUCACUUUGAUCAGGAGAGACAACUUAAGCACAACACCAAACCCGGAAAUGCUGCUUCCAGCAUUCAACAGUUUUCUGGUGGAUCGAAAAAAAAGGAGAAGAGCGAUUGUCUGAGAGAAACUGAUACUGAGGCAACUGUAGAACGGUUGUCUGGGGGACAUCUGCUCUCUCCAGCUGAGACCCAGUUGUGUGCAGCAUUGGACCUGUCGCCAACUCAAUACAUAUCAAUGAAGGCUCUCAUGCUGGCUGAUCCCCUGCUGAAUGUAGAAGGUGAUGGCAGUCAACACAUCCUAGACCACCUGGUCAGUAGCGGCUGGGUGUCGAGUGUCACCAGUUCCUCGUAACAUCACCUUGGUGUCUACAACUGUGAUAAUACUGCUCAGUGCUCAGUGCAGAUGGACCAGUUAUGUUUGAAAUAUUUGAUUUUGCUAAGAAGUUGUAACUUGUAUCCUUAUUAAUAUAAGUGAAACCCAGGCUAAUACGGAUUGUUUUUUUUGUUUUUUUGUAGUUUUAUAAAGUAAAACGUUUUAUAAGUUAUAUUUACUUCUAUUUUUAUUCUUUGAAAUAGUAUCAAAUGCCAGUGAGCAAGAUUUUAUCAAGUUGUUCCUAGAUUAACCAUUAAACUAGGAACCUCCUAAUGCUCUUGUAUAUUGCUCUUUGAUUAUCUGACUUUAUCAGAGUUCUGGCCAUUAGGAUGGUUUAUAAAUCAACACAUUAUAUGAUAGGUGUGAUUUUAACCAGAAAAAGAUCUUAUAACAAUUAUCAAUGACAGUAACAAAAUAUAUAUUAAUUUAGCUUUUAUACGAAAACUACUUUUUUAGACUUAAAUGUACAAACUAGUCCAUAAACAUUUUUCCUCUCAAUAGUGAAUUAAAACAAGUACAGUCCAACCUCGGUAUAACGAAUCUGAAGGGACCGAACUGAAUAUUCGUUAUAUCAAGGAUUUCGUUAAAACGAGGUUCGUUAUAUUGAGGUUAGGUUUGCAGGAAUUUCGCUAAGUCGAGGUUCAGAACCAGCAUCAGUCAAUAUAGGUCGUGAUUUGAUCUCAUUAAAACACAAUUAAAGUAGCAUAGGCUACAAUACUUUACAGUACAGUAUUUACAUUUUAAAAUAAAACCUCGAUUAUCUGGGGUACUAAAGGGUAGGAAUCUUUAAUAUUGCGCAAUCAUGACAUUUCUAUUCAUUGACCUUGGUACAUGUUAUAAACUGUAAGUUUAAAAUCACAGUGCUACAGUACUGCUUUAAAUCACAACAGAGGAAUGUCAAUUCUGUAAUAAUCAUCAACUAUGGAAUUGGUGUUGCCUUAGUUUAAACAAAUCGUAUUGAAAAUAAUGAAACUUAUUAGAUAAGUCGUUAUAAAAGUGUAUAAUCAUAGCCAACUUAAUCAUAAUAAAAACACUCGUAAAAGGAAUGUUAAGAUAACGAUGUUUCUAUUCUUUUUCUUGCUUUGUUCUUCUAUUUUUUUUCUUUCUUAGGUUUUUCUUCAUCCAAAAAUUGUACAAUUCACCAUAUUUACUUAUCACCCAAUCACAGUUUACUACACAUUACGUCGUCAUCAGUCCUCAGUGAAUGAAAUCAGUUCUCAGUUGUAACAUAGCGCGCAUGCAGCGACGACAGCAGACGGCAGACAGCGAUGUGUUAAAAUGAAGCAGACGAAUGUUAGCGCGAGCGAUGACGUCACCUUUCCAUUUCAUUUGAUGAAGAAACUGAUUUUUCAAAAACAAUAAUGGGGGUGGGGGGUUUGUUGUAUCGAGGGAGAGACGCAGACAAUUCGUUAAGUAGAGGUUAAAUUUGCUAUGUAGAGGUUCUGACAAUGACAAAUUCGUUAUAUUGAGGUGUCUUAUUUUAGCCGGGAUCAUGAAAAAUUCGUUAAAUCAAGGUCGUUGAUAUGGUUUGUUCGUUAUGUAGAGGUAAAACAUACAUUGUGUCUUAUGGAGAGUUCUAGGGGAUUCAAAAAAAUUCGUUAUAUCAAGGAAUUCGUUAUAUCGAGGUUCGUUAUAUCAAGGUUAGACUGUACUGUACUGACCCCUCUCUUGCACCAACCAAAUAAUCAGAUUUCAAUUUAGGAAACAUUUUAUAAAGACACAAAUCUAGCCAGGAUCUUUAUUGCUACUAUACCCUGUUUGCUCAGGGAAUGCGGUUUGAGCUCGGCCUUAUCUGUGUGGUAUCCGACUUACGCACACACACUCUCAAUGGUCCAUCCCACCCCAUGUGUGUGUGUGUGUUGAGUAGGGCUUUCCCUGAGCCAACAGGGUGUAAUAGUCCAGAUGAUGCUGACACUGGAGCCUUGGCUGACAUUCAAGCUGUAAACUUUACUCAUAUAUUUGGCACUCUCAAAAGUUGUGAUUCAUUGACAUUACCUACAUUACCUGACGGAAUUCAACAUCCUUACACAUCAUUUCCACUUCAUUGCUGCUAAUCAAAUACAAGUUAACAAAUUAUUGACUCUGUUAUUAAAGCUUGUAGGUUAACAAUCCCUUUUUGAAACUGUAUGACAGGUAAUGUAAAAAAUCCAUAUAGGCCUAAUUCUUGUUUUCAUUAGUAUUAUAGUAUUUUAAAAUACCUAUUACUUUGGAUAACACCAUUACAUCUCUUCAUUUAAAUCCUUUUUCAUACUUUUUGAUCUAAUUGGUCAAAGCAAAGACAAAUAUAGGAGGAAAUUCCAACGACAAUGUUUAUAGGGUUUAGGACUACCUUAGUUUCAAGUGAUUGUCUAUGGUCCCAAUGCUAGGAGAGAACAGACAAAAAUUAUAUGAUAAGAUUCUAUAUGAAAAUGUGUGAAUGAUUCCAAGAAAAUGCCACCUUAUUACUCAACUUAAUAGCUUGUAAGAUUAACAACUAUCUUAUGAAGAGUAGUUUUAUGUUGAAACACCAUCUAUAUGAUCUGAAUUAGAAAUUUUUGUUUUAAGAUAAAUGUGAAAAUAUAGUUAAAUUUUGACAACUCACCAGCGAGCCUUACUAUUUAUACAUAAACAAUGUCACGUAGUUAAAAUCAAACAACACACUAUUUUUAUAGAUUUGUUAUUGUAUAUUUAAAGUUUUAGUAACACAACUUAGGAUUGAUUUAAUACAUCUUAUAAUUUAGGAACAUUUACAAAGUUAACUUGUUUGGCUUGGUUAAAGAUUAUAUACAGUAGGACCUCGAUAUCUUGAAUCUCAAGGAGGUAUGAUACAAAUUCAAGUUUUUCAACAAAGCGAGGCUCAAAUUAUGAAGAUAAUUUACCGAAAAUUUGAGAUACUGAGGUGUUGGAUUCUGAUAUUGAUGUUACACCAUGACCUUUAUAACUAGAUUUUUACACGCAAAACGUUUAUAAAUCGAGCUCAAGCUAUUUAUAUGUACUGAAAGUUAUGGGGAAGCAAAACAAAACAAUUUAUCAUCCAUUCAAAUGACAUAUUGAAUGGCCUUCUCUUGCAAAAUCAGGACUGAUAGAGGGAUGUUUUUAUCUCGACACUGUUUUAACCAUGUUUAAACACAUUUGUCCAUGUCUUUAAACUCACCGUUGUUACAUAUUUUCUUAUUGAUUAAUCCACCUUCCGCCUAAUACUUUGCACGGUAUAUCAAAAUUGUCGAUAAAGUUUUAGGCGGAAUUUCAAAUUCCCUGGCGAUUUCACCUUUUUUCUUAAGCCUGGGAAAAUUCAAGUUAUAGAGGUUGAGUAUUUAUUACAGAUUAAAAACCGUUAAAAUUCUACGUAUUGGGGUUAAAUAUUCAAAACAUUAGACUUAUAGAAGUACUUUUAAACUUGUGAUUUAUGGGGAUUUAAAGGGGAUUAUAAAUCAUUUGAGAUAUCAAGGUUUGAAUUAUGUACCGGUAUUGAGGUCCCACUGUAGCAGUUUAAUAGAAGUACUGUCAUUUGAAUUAAGCUUCUUGAUGAUAUUUUGCAUACAAUUAGGCUUAAUCUUGUUUUACAACUACCAUGUCUUGUUUGACUUAAUGGUCCUUGAUUUACAAGACUGUCUGUUUAACAACAUUGUACAUAUUAGUUUAUCACUCUAGUACCUGCUGCUUGUACCCAUCAACCAGUUAUCUAUUUUUGUGUCAGGAAGGAAGUGUGGGCAGCUUCCUUUGAUAACAAGUCAGGUCUUGAUAUUACAACAUGACGACCUCAUUCAUUCAAGUAUUGGUUUUUAAUACUUUUUGGUUGUACGCGAUUGAAUGAAAAAUAAUAAAUUAUGUCAUGUACCAUCUUUUGAUUUUUACAGUACUUACAACUUACAGAAUUCUCAUUAUCUACUAUGUAAUAUUUAUGUAGUGAAAGAGUUUGUUUAUUUGCCAAAGAGACAAUUUUUAUGUACACUUUUUCCCUAUUAUCUUAGACUUAAGUUAUUUCUAUGUUUGUACUAAUUAAUAGAUGUUUAUUGUAUGUUUCAAACAUUUUUUAUUAAAGGUUUUUGUUUCA